AUGGCCUUAAACUCAACUAAUCAAACUUAUGAUCUGUUUGAUGUUAAAAAAAACAAAUUAUUAUGGCAAGGAGAUCUUUCUCAAUUAAAGACAUUCGUUGCGAAUGAAGUGAAUCAAAGAGAUGCUGAAAAUGCGAUAUGGCGAUCGCCGAGCGGAGGCACAUGGUGCUUUAAAGGCGAAGGCGAUGAUCUGUUAGUAACGUGGCACAGCAAAAGCAAAACGAUCUCUUUUGACGGUAAAGCGGCUGAUGAAAUUAAAGAACGAAUUCACGAAGCUAUAAGCAACAAAUAUACAGAUUUGACAAAUGUCGAAGUCGCAAAUGUAGAAGCCACCAAUGUUGAAGCCGCAAAGGUCGAAGCUACAAAUGUCGAAGCCACAAAUGUCGAGGCUACAAACGACGAAGCCGCAGAUAUCGAAGCCAGAGAUAAUACUAACGCUAUCGAAUUGGUCAACAUCAGUGAUUCUACCUUACUGCCUAAUGAUUUAUGCGGUAAGUGGUCUGAUCUAGCCGACACGGUCGAACUCCUCGAAGAUCGAAUGAAUAAUAACUUUAUGGAUAUCGCAAAAUCAAUAAACAGUUUGAAAGCAAAGGAAGGAUUAAAUACGGAGCUCUCCCGUGAAUAUGUUGAUAGUAUUGUGCGGGAAAAUGUAAAAUUAAGACAGGAUAAUGAAAAUUUAAGGGAGCGUUCUGAAAAUCUUUCGUAUACUAUAUCAGAUGUAAGCUAAAGCUAAAAGAUUUGAAAAUGAGAAAGAAUCCCUGAUUACAGCUUUGGGAAUGUCACAAUCAGAUCUAAAUGAGAAAUAUAAAGGGGCUGAUUGGCAAACUGUCAAAGGUUCUGUUAUAAAAAACGGUAGCUGUAAACAGAUGUCCGCAUCUAGUAUAGAUGCUGAUAUCAAUCCGAAUGUCGAGAUUAGCAACAGAUUUGAAAGUCUAAUUUACGAAGGCGAUGAAGAAUCUGAUGAUCAAGAAAUUCCUAACACGACAAAAACAAAAGAGAAAUUAAGCCUUCAACAAAAGGGCUUUGGUAAGAAUCAAAUGAGCGAAUCUGAUGACAAAGCUGCUCAAUCGAAAGCCAACAAGCAGAGGUCACAGCAGAUUAAUCCGGAACAAAAGCAUAAGAAGAAUAAGAAUAAGAAACAAAAGGUGAAGAAUAACGAACAAAAGGCAAAGGAAAACGAACAAACAGGAGAAGCGCAUAAGGCAAGUGACGAAAUAACGGCAGAAAGACAACGCACUAAAGAAACGGUCGUUAUAGCUGGAGAUUCGAUUAUAAAAUAUGUAAAAGGUUGGGAAGUAUCCAACACUGACAGAAACGUAAUAGUUAAGUCUUUCUCAGCUGCAACAGUUAAUGAUAUGUCUGAUUUCUUAAAGCCCACUGCACGAAAGCAACCCGAUAAGCUCAUUAUCCACGCAGGCACAAACGACAUACGCUAUUCAAGUCCUAAAGAAAUUGCAAAGAAAAUUAUCGAGUUAGCAGAGAAUUUUAAAAAGGAUUGCAAUGAUACUGAAGUCAUCAUCUCUUCUUUAGUCACUAGAUGCGAUAGAGAGGAACUUACAACGAUGGUAAAUGAGACCAACAAUAUAUUAAAGUCAAGCUGCUUGAAGAAAAAGCUUGCAUUUUUAGACAAUAGUAAUAUUAAUCGCUCUCAUUUAAAUAGUACAUAUUUCUUAAGUUCGCAUAAUUGAAAUGAGGACGGGUCGAGGAGGAGUGCUAAUGAUGCCUGUUUAAAUAUUCCGAAAACAAGGGGUUUUAAGAUGGCUAUGCUUAAUGUAGUUAGCCUUCCGAAACACCUUGAUGAAAUCCGAUUAUUACUUCACGAUAAAUAUUUAGAUGUUUUAGCAGUUAAUGAAACCCGUUUGGACUCCACUAUUUCCGAUGGGAUUGUUAGCAUUGAAGGUUAUGACUUGCUACGUGCUGAUCGGAAUAGAAAUGGAGGAGGGGUAUGUAUUUAUAUAAGACGCCAUAUAAAUUAUGAAAAUCGCCCUGAUCUAGUUCCAUCAGGCCUUGAAGCUGUCUGUGUGGAAAUUAAGCAGGCUAAUAGUCAAUCUUUUAUAGUUUCAAGUAUUUAUAGACCACCAUGUUCCGCUAGUGAAGUGUUUAUAAAAAUUGAGAGGCUAAUCAAAUCAAUUGAUGAUGAAAAUAUAGAAUUUUAUAUUUUGGGAGAUUUAAAUUGUAAUAUGCUAGAAACAACUUUGUCCACCACUAGAAGGCUUCAAGACGUUUUGGAAUUAUAUCAACUUACACAAUUAAUUAAUAAACCUACGCGUAUUACCCAGUCUAGCCAAUCAUUAUUGGAUGUAGUAAUUGCGUCAAUGCCUGAAAAAAUAAUUUUUUCAGGUGAAGUCCAUCUCGGAAUUAGUGAUCACAGCCUCAUUUAUAGUAUUCGUUAAAUAAGUACAAGAAUAAAAACUGAUUUACAAGGUUCUGUCGAGUAUAGAAAUUUUAAGAAUUUCAAUGUUUCAGGCUUUCUAUAUGACUUACAAAAUAUACCUUGGGAAGAAAUAAGAUUUAAAAGAAAUGUAGAUGAAAUGUGGCGGUUAUGGAAAACAUAUUUUGUAGAUGUGCUGGAUAAACAUGCCCCUGUGAGAGUAAAAAGAUUAAGAAAAGGGGGCAAUAUUCCUUGGGUAAGCCGGGAAGUAAAGGAAAAAUUAUUUAAAAGAGAUGCUCUUAAGCGUAAAGCAAUAAAGACAAAUAAUGAAGAAGACUGGAGACUAUAUAAGUCAUCUAGAAAUGUUGCCAACACUGCUUUGCGCAGUGCUAAAAGAGAUUAUUAUGCAAACAAAUUCACAAAUAAUAAACAGAAUCCUAAAUAUGCUUGGAGAACAAUAAACGAUAUAUUAGGUCGAAACAGAAACAGACUACGAUUAAUGAAAUUAAACUUCCAGGUAAAACUGUUACAUCGACCGACGAAUUAGUCGACAUUUUUAAUGAUCAUUUUAGUAAUAUUGGCCCAAAGCUUGCUGAGUCUAUUCCAAAUGACAAUGACGUUAGUUUUCGAGAGUUUAUUACUCAACAAAAAUCUAAGACAAAGAACAGUUUCUCAUUUCGACCAGUGAGUGUAACAUUGGUUUACACUCUUCUAGUUAAUUUGUCUACCACCAAAGCGACUGGAAUGGAUAAAAUUUCAGCUAAAAUUCUACAAGUAGCAGCUCCAGUUAUUGCACUUUCUCUUGCUGAGAUUUUUAAUAUGUCAAUUGACUCGGAUCAAUUUCCUUCUGAUUGGAAAGCUGCAAGGGUUAUUCCAUCGUUUAAGAAAGGUCAGCGAUCCAUGUUGGACAACUAUAGACCGAUAUCAAUCCUUCCUGUAGUAAGUAAACUUAUGGAAAGAAUUAUGUAUGAUCAAAUGUAUGAGUAUCUUAACCAGAAUAAUCUUUUCUCAAAACACCAAUUUGGUUUCAGACCUUAUCAUUCCACAACUAUACUACAUUAUUGGAUUGUACGAACGAAUGGUAUACCAACAUGGACCGUGGGCUGUAUAACUUAG
Paramuricea clavata is the source of this 3486-nucleotide messenger RNA. The record is from the annotation of a GenBank genome assembly. NCBI's taxonomy places the organism in Eukaryota, Metazoa, Cnidaria, Anthozoa, Malacalcyonacea, Plexauridae.